AUGACGAUGCCGAAAGAGUUUAUGAAAAACAUCAUCGACUCGGUGGUGCAAACGCGAGAAAAAGUGGAACAGAAAACCAAUAAAAUCUCAAAAUCAAUGGACGAGAGUUUACACUCCAUAUCGUUCCAAAUAGGGAAAACCAUAGACGUGUGUCGAGAGAGUUCGACUGAAAUGAAAAUGGAAGCUGAAUUGAAAGCGAGUGAAAUAGCGGAAGAGAUGAAGAAGAAGGAAGAUUUGUUUUUUAAAUCGUUCACGCAACAGAUUAAAGAAGUCAUAGAGUCGUAUCCGACGGCGAGCGCAAUCGCGGGUGGAUCUGUAGUUUUACUCGCGUUACCACCAACCAGACGCUUAUUAUGGAGAAGCACAAUUGGUAGAUUUGAGUCCGAGGAGCAAGCGUUUGCAAAGUUGACGAGAAGAGCGCAGACGUUGAAAGACGGCGCGGCGUCCGCGGACGUCGCGUUGAAGGGAUUUUCCCAAGAGACUCAACUCGCAAUCGCGGAGAUGAAUUCAGGCGUAGCAAAGUUAAAAGCGUUGGGAAGUUCGUUGAGCAAAGCAGAGAAAGGUACGGAGAAGUCGUUAGCUGGAGUGGAGGAAGUUUUAGGCGAGUUGCGAACGUCGCCGAGUACCGACGCGAUAGCGCUGAGAAGCGAGUUAGGAGUCGUGCAAGCGACGUUGGAGAGGCAACGAAGAGACGCGAUGCGAGAGUUGAAGAGGAUUUAUAAGCAAGGCAUAGAAAUAUAA
This is a messenger RNA of Bathycoccus prasinos, 741 nucleotides long. RefSeq lists its product with no specific name. The record is from RefSeq and is a predicted model, not a curated record. The coding region runs from base 1 to 741 and encodes 246 amino acids. Lineage: Eukaryota; Viridiplantae; Chlorophyta; Mamiellophyceae; Mamiellales; Bathycoccaceae. The transcript has a single exon.